Messenger RNA from Caenorhabditis sp. 36 PRJEB53466, 1404 nucleotides. Lineage: Eukaryota; Metazoa; Nematoda; Chromadorea; Rhabditida; Rhabditidae. The record is from the annotation of a GenBank genome assembly.
AUGGGCAUCAAACAACUAUUAUUGGGCAUCAUUUUUUGGACGGUUUUCAAGAUUGCACUGGUACACGGGCGGGUGAGUGAGUUUGACGGCGUUCGGAUAGACGGCUAACGAUGUUCAGGGUCGACGGAUCAACAUUUAUGGCGCUGAGAAUGGACACAGUGAUAUUGUGCAAUUACGGCGAAACGGAGCGCAGCAGGUCUACCAUUCACCCAUUCGGCAACGGUGAGUGCGGUGCGAUAGAGCGCAUUAGCUGAAGACUUUCAAGUUCAGAAGGCCUCAAAUGCGAAAUGCUCUCCUCUCGAAUUCGCCGUUAAAAUGGAGCAAAAUGCAAGAUGAAAAUGGAAAUUAUCUGAUUCCGUUCGUCAUUUCGGGAACUUACGGUCUCGACUGAUCUCGACUUUUCCGCAAAUCCGAUCGUCCUUUUUCAGACACUCUCGAGCAGAAGAUCAUCAAAAGUGCGAUGGAGAAGAUUGCGAAUAACUCGUGCAUCCGCCUGAUUCCCCGUACCACUCAGCCCGACUACGCGGAAAUUCUCAACAAAAAAGGUCAAGGGUUCGUUCGACGUCUUCGUUCCGUUUUCCUUCUGUUCAACCGUUUGUUCAGAUGCUACGCAAGCAUCGGUCGAUUCCCGGGCAAGAACGUGGUGAUGUUGGAGAGCAACGACGACCAAUCGUAGGCGCAUUUUUGCCACGUCACCCUGAGAAUUCAGUCGGAAAGAAAAAGAAACUAGUUCAGGUGCAUCCAAGAGGACACGGUAAUCCACGAGUUGUUCCACGUGAUCGGAUUGUGGCACGAGCACAUGCGAGCCGACCGCGACGCGUUUAUCAACGUCAUGUACAAGAACAUCGAGCCGGCGCAGUACCCGCAGUUUGAGAAGUUAUCGACGAGAGACGCGACGACUUACAACGUGCCGUACGACUACAAAUCGGUGAUGCACUACGACGAGACGGCGUUCGCGAAGCCGGGAAAGAUAAGCAUGAUGACCAGAGACUCGCAGUUUCAGGUGAGUCUCUUUUGUGCUCACAACCAACUCUUCUGACCCAUUUCCAGAAAGUGAUUGGCCAUCCACGUGACGCGUCGAGCAACGACUACAAGAAAGUGUGCGCCAUCUACCACUGCGCGCGGUGCAUGAACCAGGACUUUGAUCAGCUCGUCCAGAAGGAUAACAUUGACCUGCGCAAUCCGGUCGUCACGAACGCGCCCGUCCAAUUCGGCGACUCCGACUGCACCGAUCGGCUCGGCAUCUGCCCGAUGCUCAAAUCGCGCGAAAUGCUCAACUGCAAAGUGAUGGCCACGUUCUGCUGCUCUUCGUGCUCCGCGCCCACGACGACGACGACGACGACGACGCCCGCGACGCCCGUCGACGGCUCUUUGUGGCAGAGGAUCAAGUCGAUAUUCCAGUGA